UCCACUACAGAGGGGGAACACCACACCACAGACAGCUGAAGAUGAAGUUUGAGAAGGUUCUGACCGAGGCCGAUGGCUUUGGACGUUACCAGAUUGCGCUCUUCUUUCUGUUGGUUCUCCCGCGCCUCACCCUCCCAUGUCACUUCCUGCUGAAUAACUUCAUUGCCGCCACGCCGCCUCAUCACUGCGACAUCAGCUCUCUGGACUCUGGUGGUGAGACUCUGAGCCAGGAGCAGAGACUGACCAUCAACAUUCCGAAAGAGGAAGACGGAACCUUCACUUCCUGUCACAUGUUCCUAAAACCUCAGUUUUAUCUGCUAACAAACUCUUCUAAUGCUACAGAACUUCCUGUGGUUCCGUGUCAGAGCGGAUGGGUGUAUGACUCCAGCACUUUCAAGUCCACUGUGGUCACGCAGUUUGACCUGGUGUGUAACACAAAGGGACUAACCAGAGCCUCGGCCACCGUCUUCUUCAUCGGCGUGAUGUUCGGAGCCGUCUUCUUCGGUGUUCUCUGUGACAAGUACGGCCGUAAGUCCAUACUGCUGCUUUCCUACAUCUCAGCCAUGGUCUUCAGUGUGGCCAGUGCCGUGUCUACCAGCUUCAUCAUGUUUGUGGCGUUCCGCUUCCUGACGGGAUUCAGCCUGUCCGGAAUCAGUACAGUGGCCAUCGUUCUCAGUAUCGAGUGGGUGGACAUUAAGCAUCGCACCAUUAUCGGUGUGGCCAGCAGUGUUGUCUGGACAGUGGGUAAUUCCAUGCUAGCGGGCAUUGCCUACCUGAUCACUGAUUGGAGGAUACUGAUACUUACUGUCUCCUCCCCCCUUGUGAUCGCGGUGGCAACCUGGUGGCUGCUCCCAGAGUCGGCUCGUUGGCUGAUUGUGAAUGGAAAGACAGCAGAAGCGUAUAAAUACCUGCAGAAGUGUGCGAGAGUUAACAGGAGAUCAGAUUUCCCAUCCACAGUCCAGCCUCAGACUCUGUGUGAUGUAUCAGGAGAUAAACAGAGUCGUAAUUAUACAUAUUUAGACCUCGUCAAAACUCCACGUUUGAGGAGAAUCACCAUCUACACCGGUAUUGUGUGGUAUGGCGUGGCCUCCACGUACUACGGCAUCAGUUUAAACAUCACAGGCUUUGGGCUGGACCUUUACCUCACACACUUCAUCUAUGCCACCAUCGAGCUGCCCGCUAAAUUAAUCAUUUACUUCAGUCUGAAGAAAUUCGGACGAAGAGUCAAUCAAGUAGGAACGCUGAUCCUCACAGGAGUGUGUAUCAUCAUCAACAUAAUCACCCCUACAGAGUUCUGGACAUUUCGCACAGUUAUAGCGGUGUUGGGUAAAGGCCUGUCAGAAGCUUCCUUCACCACUAUGAUCCUCUACACCACUGAGCUUUACCCUACUGUGUUACGACAGAACGGUUUGGGUUAUGACAGUUUUAUUGGUCGAUUGGGAGCAUCCAUGUCUCCUCUGGUCAUGCUGCUGGAGGACGUCUGGCUCCACCUCCCUCAGGUUGUGUUUGGUGUCAUGGCUGUGAUGUCUGGUCUCGUGGCUCUCCUACUUCCUGAGACCAACAACGCUCGCCUGCCGGAGACCAUUGAGGACAUCGAGCAGACCAGACAGAGAUCAUUCAGCAUGAACACACAGGAGCAGAGUAAAUCUCCACUGAAAACAGACAAGACUGAAGACACUGUGCAAUAACACACACACAUACACACACACACACAGAGUUUUAUUUUAAUUUCCUCUGUAAUAUCCCCCUGAAUAAAGACACAGUUCUCUGA
Hemibagrus wyckioides is the source of this 1771-nucleotide messenger RNA. RefSeq names its product solute carrier family 22 member 7b, tandem duplicate 1 (gene slc22a7b.1). Gene Ontology annotation, cellular component: membrane. Bases 42 to 1688 code for a protein of 548 amino acids. Gene Ontology annotation, biological process: transmembrane transport. The record is from RefSeq and is a predicted model, not a curated record. Gene Ontology annotation, molecular function: transmembrane transporter activity. The transcript has 11 exons. NCBI's taxonomy places the organism in Eukaryota, Metazoa, Chordata, Actinopteri, Siluriformes, Bagridae.